This is a messenger RNA of Malania oleifera, 1317 nucleotides long. RefSeq names its product probable ribose-5-phosphate isomerase 3, chloroplastic. The transcript is spliced from 2 exons. Lineage: Eukaryota; Viridiplantae; Streptophyta; Magnoliopsida; Santalales; Ximeniaceae. Gene Ontology annotation, biological process: pentose-phosphate shunt, non-oxidative branch. Gene Ontology annotation, molecular function: ribose-5-phosphate isomerase activity. Bases 119 to 1021 code for a protein of 300 amino acids. The record is from RefSeq and is a predicted model, not a curated record.
UGUUUUGUUGACUUGGACUUCAAGCUGAAAGCCAACCUUUCGUUUCUCACGCUUCUCCUUGUGCGUCGCUUCCCCUCACCUACUACUCCCCACCACGCCCAUCCUAGUUCUCUCCCCAAUGGCCACCUUAUCUCUUUCCUCUCCUCCUUCCCUCUCCUCCACGCGCCGCGGCAACCGCCACCGCCCCCACCACCGUAGCGCCACCCACCUCAUCCUGCGCACCCCCACCCACGUUCACUCCCACUCUCGCUCGCGCACCACCCCCAUCAAAGCACUCUCCGCUCCCUCCCCUUCCCCUCCGCCGCUGACCCAAGACGGCCUCAAGAAGCUCGCCGCCGAUGAGGCCGUCAGCUACGUCAGCAGCGGCAUGGUCCUCGGCCUCGGCACCGGCUCCACGGCCGCCUUCGUCGUCGCCAAGAUCGGCGAGCUCCUCAAGUCCGGCCAAUUGACCGACAUCGUCGGAAUCCCUACAUCCAAGCGCACCGAGGACCAAGCCCGCUCCCUCGGCAUCCCCCUCUCCGGCCUCGACGACAACCCUCGCCUCGACCUCGCCAUCGACGGUGCGGACGAGGUCGACCCCUAUCUUAAUCUCGUCAAGGGCCGCGGCGGGGCUCUUCUGCGCGAAAAAAUGGUGGAGGCGGCGUCGGAGAAGUUCGUGGUUGUCGCCGACGACAGCAAAUUGGUGCAGGGUCUCGGCGGCAGUGGGCUCGCGAUGCCUGUGGAGGUCGUCCAGUUUUGCUGGAAGUACAAUUUGGUGAAACUGCAGGAAUUGUUCAAGGAAGAAGGGUGCGAGGCCAAGCUGAGAUUGGGCGGAGAUGGGAAGCCUUAUGUCACUGAUAAUUGGAAUUACAUAGUGGAUUUGUAUUUCAAGACUCCGAUUAGGGACGCCGAAGCGGCUGCGAAGGAGAUUUCGGCAUUUGAGGGGGUCGUGGAGCAUGGGUUGUUCCUGAACAUGGCAACGGCGGUGAUUAUUGCCGGAAAAGAUGGAGUGAGUGUGACGAACAAGUUCCGGGCGGGUUAAGGAGUAUUGGGGGGGAGCUUCUCAAUUUACUUCUACAGAACCAUAGCCACGCACAUAAUCAAGAUAGCAAUCCAAUGCAGCUUUCCUGGCAGAAAUGAGGUUCCUAUAAAACAUGAGGCGCAGAGGGUGAGCAUCAAGUUUUACUUGAUAUAAACUGAGUCGUUUGACCAUUGGGUUAAGCUUUGAAUAAAAUUUUCUUUUCCUCAUUGAUUAAGUAAUACUUGCUAUUUGUAACUCCAUUUUUUUUAACAUUGCUUAUGGUUGCGGGUAUACAGAUGGGAAGUCAUUUCAUUUUC